UGCUAGAGGAUCCUGGGAGGCAGAGUGGCUGGUCCUCAUCUAAGCUGUGUCUCUGACUCGUUUCUGGCUUUAGGCAAGCCGGCAUGCUGACUUUAUGGGGGUGCACCCUUCUCCCCGAUUUCUUCCAAUGGGAAAAAUGGUGAAGAUGUUCGGUUUCAUCCUUGUCACCACUACCCUGAUAAUGGGCAAGGCAACCUGGGCUCUCGAGAACUGCCUUCAGGAGCAGGCGCGGCUCAGAACCCAGGUGUACCUGCUUGAGACCCGGGUCAAACAGCAACAGGUCAAGAUCGCACAGCUUUUGCAAGAGAAGGAACUCCAGUUCUUCGAUAAAGGAGAGGAGAACAGUGUCAUUGACCUUGGAGGCAAGAGGCAAUACGCAGAUUGUUCAGAGAUUUUCAACGAUGGAUAUAAGCAGAGUGGAUUUUACAAAAUCAAACCUCUCCAGAGCCCAGUGGAAUUCUCUGUUUAUUGUGACAUGUCUGAUGGAGGAGGAUGGACUGUGAUUCAAAGGCGAUCUGAUGGCAGUGAGAACUUUAACAGAGACUGGAAUGACUAUGAAAAUGGUUUUGGAAAUUUUGUCCAAAAAAAUGGUGAAUAUUGGCUGGGUAAUAAGAAUCUUCACUUACUGACCACACAAGGAGACUACACGUUAAAAAUUGACCUUGCAGAUUUUGAAAGAAAUAGUCGUUAUGCACAAUAUAAAAAUUUCAAAGUUGGAGAUGAAAAGAAUUCCUAUGAGUUGCAUUUUGGGGAAUAUUCUGGAACAGCUGGAGACUCCCUUGCAGGGAAUUUUCAUCCCGAGGUGCAAUGGUGGGCUAGUCACCAAAGAAUGAAAUUCAGCACAUGGGACAGAGAUAAUGACAACUACGAAGGGAACUGUGCAAAAGAGGAUCAGUCCGGCUGGUGGUUUAACAGGUGUCACUCUGCAAACCUGAAUGGUUUAUACCACAGCGGCCCCUACACGGCUAACACAGACAAUGGCGUUGUCUGGCACACCUGGCAUGGAUGGUGGUAUUCUUUGAAAUCUGUGGUUAUGAAAAUUAGGCCAAAUGAUUUUAUUCCAAAUGUUGUUUAAUUGUCCCUGUUGGGCUUUUGCUUCUGCAAUUCAUCUUGGCUUUAGUGAUUUGAGAAGUAGUAAUUCUGAACACUUACAUGUGUGAUGACGACAAAUGGUACAUGCACUACAUUUCAGUCUUACUUGCCUUUAUUACUUAAUGUACUUCCAGCACAGCAAAUAUGUGAUACUCACCAAAUAAAUAUAGAUUAUGUUAAUAUUUA
Vicugna pacos (alpaca) is the source of this 1278-nucleotide messenger RNA. NCBI's taxonomy places the organism in Eukaryota, Metazoa, Chordata, Mammalia, Artiodactyla, Camelidae. The record is from RefSeq and is a predicted model, not a curated record.